Prorocentrum cordatum is the source of this 1851-nucleotide messenger RNA. The record is from the annotation of a GenBank genome assembly. NCBI's taxonomy places the organism in Eukaryota, Dinophyceae, Prorocentrales, Prorocentraceae.
AUGCUGAGAUUACAAGCUGCUCAUGAGCGAGCCGCGCACCCGCGGCAGCAGAUCACGUGGCACCUACAGCAUGCAGCAGAUCUUGUCCCAUCGGGCGACGAUUGCUUGGGAACGUUCUCCUCGAGGUGCCCCAAGAGCCGAGCUUCGGCGGCGGAGGCGCUGCGGCUCCCCUGGUUCACGCAGCCCCCUUUGCCGGCCGCCGCGCCGGUCGUGCCCGCCACCCCCCCGGCAGGGCCGAGGGCCCCUCUCCUCCGGGCGGCGCAGCGAAGCGCGUUGCAGCGCGGCCGGCGAGACCGCACCGCGGCGGCGGGCGCGGACCUGGAGGGGUGCGAUCGUGCGGUGGACUCGCAGGGCUCGAAGUCCACAGUCGCGGCCGUGCCUCCUGGGCAGCUGGAGCAUGGGGACGCUUCUUGCCGGGCGGCGCAGCGAAGCGCGCUGCAGCGUGGCUGGCGAGACCGCACCGCGGAGGCGGGCGCGGAGCUGGACCUGGAGGAGGGGUCUGAUCGUGCGGUGGACUCGCAGGGCUCGAAGUCCACAGUCGCGGCCGUGCCUCCUGGGCAGCUGGAGCAUGGGGACGCUUCUUGCCGGGCGGCGCAGCGAAGCGCGCUGCAGCGUGGCUGGCGAGACCGCACCGCGGCGGCGGGCGCGGAGCUGGACCUGGAGGAGGGGUGCGAUCGUGCGGUGGACUCGCAGGGAUCGAAGGCCACAUUCAUGGCCGUGCCUCCUGGGCAGCUGGAGCAUGGGGACGCUCCGUCGCAGAGGAGUAGUAGCGCCAACCUGGCUGGCCAGUGGCCCGAGCUGGCAGGGUCGGAGCGGCCUUCUUUCGGGGAGCGACCAAGCUUCGCGGAGCGAGCAACGGAUCCGAUAUUCGACGCCAGCGCGUUCUUCAUCAAGAAGGUGAUGAGGCCACGGAGGACACAGUUAGAGAGACAUGUUUCUUCCGAGGACCUAGCGCAGGCAGGAAUCCGAUCAGAUCUGACACAGAGCAGAUUGCCAAACGGGUUGCCCCCUGGAGGGUGCAGGAGGCCCCACGGCUUGCACCUGCAAAAGCACAUCCGCACACCCCGCAGUGUCAGUGACGGGCAAGCGCCUCGUACCGCCAGAAGCCGCUGGCCAGCCAACUCACCAGCAGCGACAAGUGCUUGGGCGAGCCUUGAAGACGAAUUUGAAAAGCUUUCUUCGUAAUCAUGUCGCAGCACGUCCAGCGGUGCACGACAGACUAUCCGCGAUGGCUGCUCGGUCACCUUCUAAAUCAGCCGUCGACGGUGAUGGUUUCGUGCUUGUCUCCAAACCAGCACGCGGGCACUGUCCCACGCUUCCUUUUAUCUUUCCUUCCAGACGAUGCCCUGCGUCAUGCCAGUGGGCAGGCGCUCGGAGGUUAGGGCGCGAGUGGGGCGGCCUUCUCUAAGAAGGACCCCUGCCUUUUCAGAAGCCCCGCCGCCUUCUCAGAAGCCCAUCCUCCUCUUGCCAUUCCCUUAUGGGCGCUGCCUAGUUGUCCAAGGGGCUGGCAUCCGCGAAAGCGCGCUAUGCACUUUUUGUCGCGGACUCAGCGAGAGCACGAGCGGAUCGGAGCAAGCUCUGGACAGCAAGCGCGCUAUACGCACAUUUAUCAUUUCCAAAGUUUAUAAGUUUUCUCGCGACAACCACCAAACAAGGGGCACAGCCACCCCUUGUGCAUGGGGUAUGGAGACAGACUCCACUGUCUGCGAAAACGCGUGGCGAAUUUGACGCAUCCGCAACGCACAUUUAACCGAGCUCAGAAUUUGCGAUGGGCCCUCCCACGCCGACCACUGUUUGAGAGGUACAGCUCCUCCUCCUCCUCCUCCUCCUCCUCCUCCUCCUCCUCCUCCU